Molecule: messenger RNA, 729 nt
Organism: Trichobilharzia szidati
Lineage: Eukaryota; Metazoa; Platyhelminthes; Trematoda; Strigeidida; Schistosomatidae
Source: the annotation of a GenBank genome assembly
AUGUUGGCGAUGACUACUGCUGCAAAAACAACAACGCCAGGAAUGUCGUUGACUGCUGCACAGAAAUCCAGACUAUCCAAUGCACUUGCCAAUAAUAGUAAUACUACUGCUAAUAAUAAUAACAAUAAUAAUAGUAGGUUAAAGGAUAAUAACAGAUUCAAUUCAGAUCCGUACAAAUCUUCACUUGCUUCUUCAAGUGGUAGAGAUUCUCUGAUGCAGUAUUAUAAUAAUCUUUCAUCUUAUAAAUCCUCACAACAAGCAGCAUCCAGUAGUAAUGAUAUCACCUGGGAUCCAUUAACUCCGUUAGCGUUUCCAGCAAGACAACAACCACAGUUAAUGCUACGACGUGUUGUUCAAGUCGGUGAUGAAAUGCAUUGGCGUAAAGUUGCUUUCGGUGAUAAUGAGGAUGGUCAAAGUUUACGUGAAUUGGCUAAAUCAUUCAAUGAGAAGUAUACUGGAAGUAAAUUAUUAUCUUCAAAAAAAUCAUCAACAUCAGUAGCAGCAGCAGCAGCAGCCGGAGGAGGAGCGUCUCGUAGUGGGUGUAAGGAUAUGCCUGUUCACUCUAAAAUCACUGCUUCAUCAUCAGCAUCUUCCUCCUCCUCCGUCGCGGUAUCUCAUGAAUCAAUAACACCAAAACAACGACGACGAUCAUCACUACCACCACCAGCAACAACACCAACACGAACAGUUAAUAAAACGAAGAUAAAAACAGAACCCAUCGAUAAUUGA